AUGUCCGCCGCGCUGCCCCCCGGCGAGCUGGACGACCGGCCGCCGCGCUGGGAACACGCCCCGGCCCUGCACCGCGUCCUCACCGUCCUGCAGUAUGCCUACCCGCUGUGCAUGCUCGUCUUCUUCCUGGCCGCCUUCACCAUCCGCAGCAUCGCCGCCGUCAACUCCAACACCAAUAUUGCCCAGCCCACCACCACCGGCCCUGGAGGCAAGCCGCUGCCCGCCACCGACCCCACCCGCAACUUCGUGAAGAAGACGGCCCAUGACGACGUCACCCCGACCCAGAAACGUGUCUUCGAGUGGGUGUCGCUGGCCGUGGCCCUGACCUUCUUCGGCAACUCGCUGCUGGUCAUCGCGCAGGCCGUCGCCAAGCAGAGCGAGCACUGGUGGUGUGGCCAGCCCGUCGUCAUCUACCUCGUCGGCUCGUUCUUCGUCUACAGCCUGUUCCUCAUCUCGCUCCUCGACUCGAAGCCGUCGCCAACCGCCGCCCACCUCUCGACAUGGGCCGUCGGCCUCGUGCUCGAGGUCGUCCUCGUCGCCCUCUCGCUCGCCCUCUACACACACGCCCACUACCAGCCGACCCACGGCCACCCCGAGAACCCCAAACUGCGAUUCUACAUGACCGAGUGGGAGGCUGCCGAGGUCGCUAUUGACCUGCUGCGUAUCGUCCUGCUGCUCGCCCUCAUUGCCUUUUACACCAUCUUUGUCGUUCUGCCGCAGGCCAGGAAGACCUCGGAGGCUGGCACCCCGGCCGAGAGCACCUCGCUCCUGGCCAACGGCACCAACCGUGCAGAGAAUGGCCAUGCAAACGGUGCCAAUGGAGCCAACGGAAACACAUCCUACGGCUCUGUACACCCGGUCGGAGGCAAGCACCAACACACCGAAGGCGCACCGCCCGCCUGGAGCAGACCGACGGGUGCCCCAACCCGCAGCUGGUGGGAAUACAUCAAAGGCUACGGUGUCUUUUUCCCAUAUCUCUGGCCGUCCAAGGAUGGCCGACUACAGAUUAUGGUGGUCGUCUGCUUUGUGCUAGUCAUGGCGCAGCGUGUGAUCAAUCUGCUAGUCCCUGAUCAGCUGGGCCACAUCGUAGAUCGUCUGGAUCACAAGGUCCCUGGCAGCCCGUGGACAGCUAUUUGCAUGUUCAUCGCCUUUCGCUUCCUGCAAGGAACCAAUGGUGUGCUUGGAGCCGCACGAUCCGCACUCUGGAUCCCUGUCUCCCAGUACUCUUACCGCGAACUCUCAGUUGCGGCAUUUGAGCACGUGCACAGUCUUAGUUUGGAUUUCCACCUCGGCAAGAAGACAGGUGAGGUGCUCUCGGCUCUCGGAAAGGGAAGUUCGAUCAACACUUUCCUUGAGCAGGUGACGUUUUCUGUGGUACCCAUGUUAUUGGAUUUGGGCGCUGCUAUUGGCUACUUUUUGGUCAAGUACGAUGCGUACUAUGCACUAGUCCUUGCCGUUGUAACUUUCUGGUACAUCUAUUUGACCAUUCGAAUGGCGCAGUGGCGUGCCGAGAUCCGUCGCGAGAUGGUCAACGCCGACCGCGAAGAGGAUGCCGUCAAGAACGACUCCAUGGUUUCCUACGAGACAGUCAAAUACUUCAACGCCGAGGCAUACGAAUUCAAUCGCUACCGAGAAGCCGUCCAGAAAUACCAGGAUGCUGAGUGGAAAGUUCUGCUUUCCUUGAACAUCAUGAACAUUACACAGAACAUGGUCUUCAUGCUCGGUCUCCUGAUAACAUGCUUUAUAGCCGCCUAUCAGGUUACAACUGGGGCUAUCACUAGCGGAAAGUUCGUCACGUUGAUCGUGUUCAUGGGUCAGCUGCAGAGCCCGCUCAACUUUUUCGGCACUUUCUACAGAAUGAUCCAGUCUGCCAUGAUCAACUCUGAGCGCAUGCUCGAGCUUUUCAAGGAGACCGCGACAGUGGUUGACAAAGAGGGUACCACCGAGUUGCUGUCCUGCAAGGGCGAUCUGAAGUUCAAGGACGUGCACUUUUCGUACGACAAUCGUAAGGCUGCCUUGACUGGUCUCGACUUCCACUGCCCACCGGGCACUACGACAGCAUUCGUUGGAGAAUCGGGUGGCGGCAAGUCGACGGUCUUCCGUCUUUUGUUCCGCUUCUACAACACCGUGUCCGGCAGCAUCCAGGUCGACGGAAACGAUGUUACAGACCUCACCAUCGACUCAGUACGCCGCCACAUUGGAGUUGUCCCUCAGGACACUGUCUUGUUCAAUGAAACACUCAUGUACAAUCUCAAGUACGCUAACCCUGAGGCGACUGACGAGCAGGUCUACGACGCUUGCAGAGCCGCCAGUAUCCACGACAAGAUCCUCACCUUCCCAGACAAGUACGACACCAAGGUUGGAGAACGUGGACUUCGCCUAUCUGGUGGUGAGAAGCAGCGUGUUGCGAUUGCCCGUACCAUCUUGAAGAACCCCAGGAUUAUUAUGCUGGAUGAAGCCACCGCUGCUCUGGACACUGAGACAGAACAACACAUCCAGGAGGCCUUUGCGACCUUGGCGCAUGGCCGUACCAUGCUCAUCAUUGCCCACCGACUCAGUACCAUCACUCACGCCGACCAGAUUCUUGUUUUAAACAAGGGCAAGGUGCAAGAGCGAGGAACACAUGAGGAGCUCCUCGAGCGCAAUGGUCACUACGCCGCAAUGUGGAAGAAACAAAUCCGGGCACAACGAGCGGCUGAGCAGGCCAAGGUACUCAAAGACAAGGCCGAUCGUCUCCGCCGACAGUCGAAGGAUGCGUCGAUCGACAACGAUGGCAGCAGCAGCCACUCGAGCUCUGAGGAUGAGCAGGCCAAGAAGCAGCGGAACAUCAACCAGCUGUCCGGCUCCUAUCGUGAUGCAGCCUCUUCAAAACCGCACGGGCACCCCUAG
Messenger RNA from Boeremia exigua, 2889 nucleotides. RefSeq lists its product as uncharacterized. Gene Ontology annotation, molecular function: ATP binding; ATP hydrolysis activity; ABC-type transporter activity. Lineage: Eukaryota; Fungi; Ascomycota; Dothideomycetes; Pleosporales; Didymellaceae. The coding region runs from base 1 to 2889 and encodes 962 amino acids. Gene Ontology annotation, biological process: transmembrane transport. Gene Ontology annotation, cellular component: membrane. The record is from RefSeq and is a predicted model, not a curated record. The transcript is spliced from 3 exons.